AUGUUUGCUGCUCUAGUAUUCAUUUUAUUUGUCUUUGUACCACAAUCGAUUAUUAGUGAACCAAAUUUUGAAACAAUUCCAUUACGCUUCGAUGUAAUUAUUGAACGAUUGCGUGAUUUUUAUCAGCAAUAUCCAGCUAUCGUAAAUGAUUUGGUGAAUACGCCCUUUGCAACAAUUCGACCGGAGUUACUUUCAACCAACAUAUUAUCUUCAAACAAUCAGAGUACUGCUUGUGCACGAGAUUUGAAAAUAUUAAUAACUGCUGCAUCUCAACGUCAAUCAUGGGCAUUGAAAGUGUUCGAUGCUUGGGGCAAGCCACUACCAUCUGGUAUAUUGAAAGGAAAUAUGUUUUGGUUAGGUAAUUAUGACGAAUGUAUUAAACCACUAUAUCAAAUAAACAAUAAAUCGUUCGUUCGACAACCAAUCGAUACUCAAUAUUGUGCUCUUCAAUCCAGUCCCAUUAACCAGCAACAAGUAACGGGUUUUAAUUUGGCAAUUGGUCUUUGUCUGCCAGCAUCUUGUACUCGUCAAUCAAUUAUCACACUCAUACACGAGAUAUUCACAGUUCGUAAUUUGACUAAAGAUAAUUUACAAUGUUCAAAUGAUCGUGCCAAUGAACAAAAUGGUCCUUCGUCGGGUACUAUUGCUUUUAGUAUUGUUCUAUUACUCUUGGCUCUAGUUGUACUGAUUGGAACAAUCAUCGAUCUUGUUGUUCAUAUGUAUAUCAAGUGGAACAAAAGUGAAAAGUUACCUAUCAACGGAUAUCAAGAUUUAUCAGAUGAGAUUUCAAACAAGAGUGUAUCACAAAAUUUAGCUGAUCAAUCAUUACAAUCUUUAACCAAAAAAAUGCCUAUCAUCGUAUUUAUGAGAGAUUUUUCAGCGAUUCGAACACUACGACAUAUUUUUACGAUAAACAGAAAAGGGCAAGAAAAUUCACUUGCAUUUCUCAAUGGUAUUCGUGUUCUUUCUCUCUUCUGGGUUAUUCUUGGUCAUUCAUUUGUUUUCAGCAUUUUUUACACAUCGAAUAUCAUCGAUAUGCUUAGUGAUACGCGUAAUUUUGCAUUUCAGUUAAUUACUAGUGCCGUUUUCAGUGUCGACACAUUUUUUCUUUUGAGUGGCUUUUUAACUGCACUACUUUUCGUUCGUCAAGUGAAAAAGGAACAACUCUCACUAAGAUUGAUAGUGCUCUACUAUAUUCAUCGAUAUCUUCGUUUGACACCGACUUUUAUUUUGGUAAUGUUUGUCAGUAUUUAUCUUACUCCGUAUUUUGGUCAUGGGCCUCUUUAUCCUGUUCAACAAGGAUUUGAGUCGACUGGUUGUCGUGAUGGUCAUUGGUGGAUUUCAUUUUUGUAUAUUGGAAACUUUUUUAAAUCUGAUAAUAUGUGUCUCGGUGUGACAUGGUAUCUUUUCAAUGACAUGCAAUUUCAUUGGAUCGCCCCACUAGCAUUAAUUCCAUUUGUGAUGAGAAAAAGAGUUAUUGGAUACAUAAUGACAAUAUUAUUUGUAUUAGUCAGUAUUGGAUCGAUCCUUGGCCUUCUUCUCUAUUAUCCUAGUUUGGUCACACAUGGUUUGGAUGUUUCAAGCAACGUGGUAAGUGAAUUAAGAAGGUUGCCUAAUGAUGUCUCUAAGAUCUGA
Rotaria sp. Silwood2 is the source of this 1635-nucleotide messenger RNA. The record is from the annotation of a GenBank genome assembly. NCBI's taxonomy places the organism in Eukaryota, Metazoa, Rotifera, Eurotatoria, Philodinida, Philodinidae.